Ziziphus jujuba (common jujube) is the source of this 1862-nucleotide messenger RNA. RefSeq names its product ankyrin repeat-containing protein ITN1-like. Gene Ontology annotation, molecular function: protein binding. The coding region runs from base 47 to 1771 and encodes 574 amino acids. The record is from RefSeq and is a predicted model, not a curated record. NCBI's taxonomy places the organism in Eukaryota, Viridiplantae, Streptophyta, Magnoliopsida, Rosales, Rhamnaceae. The transcript has 4 exons.
UAUUUAUAUUUAUAUAUUUAUAUUGGCGCAAAUAUACAAUUUUGAUAUGUUGAAAAAUAGAUACAUCUUAAUAAUGUUGGAACCUAUUUAUGAAUAUGGGUAUAAUACAGCUGAUACUCGUAUCGAGCUCUACGUGGCAGCUCUGAAAGGCGAUUGGAAAGCAGCCGAAAAGGUUGAAAAUGAUAUUAAUAGAGUGAUUACAGAGAAAGGGGAAACGACUCUCCAUAUUGCUGCUCUGGCAAGAAAAGAGCAGUUUGUGAGAAAGUUGGUCAGUAAGCUGAACAAAGAAGACUUGGAAAAAAAUAACAAAAUUGGUAACAAUGCUCUAUGCUAUGCCGCUGCCUCUGGAAAUGUGGAAAUUGCCAAGCUUUUGGUCAAAGCUGGGAAUGAAAAGUUGGUAAAUCCAGAUAGUGGUAAAAAACCCCUUUCCAUGGCUGCUACCAACGAACACGGUCAAAUGGUGAGGUAUCUUUUUCACAAAACCAAUAGUAUUCAAUAUUGGGAAGAAGAAGAACAAGCUGAGCUGUUCACCACCUGUAUCGGCAUGGGUUUAUAUGAUUUGGCUAUAGACAUGCUAAAGAGCAACCCAGGACUAGCUAAGGUUAGAAACAAAUAUGAUGAAACAGCAUUGACUGUGUUAGCACGAACACCUCUAACUUUUGUUGGUAAUGAUGAGAGUCAAUCAGCUGGACUACUCAAGAGUUUUCUUAAUUUAUCAUGUAUAAAGCUGCCGCGUUUUGGAAAAUCAAGGCAGUAUUCUCAAGCAUUAGACUUAGUCAAAAUGCUUUGUGAUUAUUGCUUGAAUAAUUCUGAUGAAGAGAACCAAAGCUCAGCUACGGAAGUUGCAAAUCUACUAUUUGAUGCGGCUGAAGCAGGGAAUGUGGAUAUUUUAAUCAAACUAAUGCACUUCAACCCUGACCUACUGUGGGUCAAAGAUACUGAAAGAGGAACUAUCUUUCACGUGGCGGUUGAGAAUCGUCACGAGGACAUAUUCAAUUUGCUAUUUGAGUUCGGUGCAAUUAAGGAUCUUAUUGCAAAACAUAUUCCUAGCAAUGACAAUAACUUGCUUCAUUUUGCUGCAAAAUUACCACCUCAAAAGAAGCUCAACACUGUAAGCGGUGCAGCUCUUCAGAUGCACCGAGAGCUUUUGUGGUACAAGGAAGUAGAAAAGAUUGUACCAACUCCAUACAGAGACUUGCCUAAUUCAAAAGGAGAAACCCCACGUGCUUUAUUUGAAAAAGAACAUAAAGAAUUGAAAGCGAAAGGUGAGAAGUGGAUGAAGGACAUAGCAGCUUCAUCAAUGUUGGUUGCUACACUUGUUGCAACAGUAAUGUUCACAGCAGCAGUUAGUGUCCCUGGUGGAUUCAAUAAUUAUAAUGGAGUUCCAAUUCUUCUAGAUAAAAAGCCUAAGCUAUUUGUGAUUUUCACAAUAUCAGAUACAGUAGGGCUAUUCUCCUCCACAGCUUCUACUCUGAUAUUCUUGUCCAUCCAUACCUCUCGCUAUGCUGAUGAUGAUUUCCUUAAGUUCGUACCAUUUAUGUUGAUGUUCGGAGUUACUACGCUUUUCAUAGCCCUAACAGCCAUGACGAUCACUUUUUCUGCCACCUUUCUUCUUUAUUAUCAUCACCAUGGAUUGGCUUUCAUUUCUGUCAUUGUGGGUUGUGUUCCUCUUCUUUACCUUUUGUUAAUUUUUCCUCUUUUAGUUGAUCUUUUGGAUGCAAUUCGUGGUCCGAGGUUUCUGUUUAAGCCAGGAAAACAUCUAUUUCACUAGCGAGUAAUUGUCUACUUAUCAUGAUAUGUCGUAACUAUAUUUCAUAUUUGAACUCUAUAUAUGGAAUAAGUUCUCGAGGUUUAAAAAAUAA